GCUAUUUCAAUGGGACGCUCGUUAAUUGUUAAUGACUCCCAAAAAAAGAAACGAAAAUAGGGAUCAAGAAUCCCAGAAGGGGGUGCGGGACCUGCAACACUGACAGGGGGAAGGAGGAAAAGGAAGCAUCAGUAAAGUAAUCAAAGCGUGUUCUUGUGAGUUUUAACUGUUGAUUUGUAAGAAACCGAGUUAGCCAGCUAGCUGGCUUUCCCUGCUCCGGUCUUCUCGCAGGAGGAGCUGGCUAUCCACAGACCGCCUUACAUGCGGUUUCUCCCCGCUGCGGUCUCUCGGCGAGUCCGCGGCGUAGCGUUACAGUGUCAUGAGAGGCUGCUUUUGUCUAAGGAGGAGGAACGAGGUGCCGAAAACAAACCCACCCGCCAUGCCUGAGGUGCGGGAGCUGACGGACGCCCUCUCAGAGAUGCCCAUGGAGCCCAUCACGGGGAUGGGGGUGGUGGCCUCGCGAAACGGGGCCCCCACCGGCUACGAAGUGGUUUCACAAACAACAGAUGGCGUGGACGCCGACCUGUGGAAGGACGGCUUAUUCAAAUCCAAGGUCACGCGCUACCUCUGCUUCACCACAGCCUUCUCCAGAGAAAACAGCCAUUUAGGGAACGUGCUGGUGGAUAUGAAGCUGAUCGAUAUGAAGGACACGCUGCCUGUCGGCUUCAUCCCCAUUCAGGAAACAUUGGACACGCAGGAGCCGGCCUUUAGGAAGAGGAGGCUGUGCAUUAAGUUCAUCCCGCGGGACUCCACCGAGGCGGCCAUCUGCGAUGUCCGCAUCAUGGGCCGGUCCAAACAGGCCCCGCCCCAGUACACUUUCAUUGGAGAGAUGAACAGCAUGGGGAUCUGGUACCGGAUGGGGAGAGUCCCACAGUCAGAGGAGCCCACCAAGACUCAAAGUCCCCCCUCCCAAACUGUCACCUCCAUCACCACCCCCGCACCCAUCCUGCCCAGGCAUAUAUCCAUGACACUGCCAGCCAGCUUCAGCAGGAAGAGCACCACCAGGCCAGACUACGAGCACCAGAACUCCAACCUGUACGCCAUAUCAGCAAUGGAUGGAGUGCCUUUCACGAUCUCAGAGAAAUUUGCCUGCGUGUCAAGCCACAUUCAGCAAGUGGAUUUAAUGGGCAUUAUGAUCAAAUCGCUGGCAGACAUUGAGAAGGAGUACGAGUACAGCUUCCACACAGAGCAGAGCGCGGUCACAUGCCUGCCCCCCAGCCCCACCCUCCUCCAGCCGAGCUCUGACUGCUGAGGGUCCCGGAGGGCGAGGAGAGCAGGGGGACUGGCCGGCCGGCCGUCCCAAACCACUAUCCAUCACUCCAGCAUCACACCUGUGUACUUAAACUUCAUCCUCUUACUGUAGAAACUAAGAACACUUUCAAGAGUAAGGAACUACCUGCCUGUUUGUGCUAGGAUUUGUAUUUUGUUUUUUAUCUCAUUCAAAAAAAAAGAAGCCAAGUGACUGGCAUAAAACUGGGAUUCAGUGUUGGAGAACCUUGUCCUGAAAGAGUAUAAGGAGCGACAGAGAGAGACACAGGGGCAGAGAGUAGGAGACGGAAGGAGAGAAACAGCGUGUUCAUCCUCAGGAAAAACUCGGGCACUGCAGUCACAAACAGUCCCAGGACAAGCCUGGUUUACUCUUGGGCUCUUCGGAGUAAAUCACCCUAGUGAUUUUUUACUACAACUAUUUCCUAGUUCUCAGACACUCUGCCCCUCCCUGGCUCACUCUACCUGUUCUCGGCUCUCUGUGGUUGUUCAGACUGGCCUAGCUCCUGUGAAAGCAGAACCGCCUGCCUGUGGUAACGGCGAGACCGGGCGUGCUGGUGCCAAACACGGAGCUGCCGUUUAAUGCCAGCACCGAAUUGCCUCCCUACCUGCGGCAGGUGUUACAGGGGUGUUCUCAACCUCCUUCGUCUGAUUUAAAAACCCCCAAUCCCACCCCACC
Megalops cyprinoides (Indo-Pacific tarpon) is the source of this 1945-nucleotide messenger RNA. It is a transcript of the gene mvb12bb, whose product is annotated as multivesicular body subunit 12Bb. Bases 320 to 1252 code for a protein of 310 amino acids. Gene Ontology annotation, biological process: virus maturation; viral budding; regulation of epidermal growth factor receptor signaling pathway. The transcript is spliced from 10 exons. Gene Ontology annotation, cellular component: late endosome; ESCRT I complex. Lineage: Eukaryota; Metazoa; Chordata; Actinopteri; Elopiformes; Megalopidae. The record is from RefSeq and is a predicted model, not a curated record.